UUCAUGAUCUAAUUUUGUAAAGCGCGGUUAUAGCAUAUGCAUAUGCACGUGUCGUUAUCUCUAAUUAUUCAUAAUAGUUCUAUAUAAAAUUCUGCACAAAGUACAAUUUUGUAAUAUUUUUUGUGAAGUUAUAAAUUUAAUGAUAUUAUAAGUCAAAAUGAGUACAAUUUUGGAGAAAAUUGCUUCGAUCGAAGCAGAGAUGGCACGUACACAAAAGAACAAAGCAACAUCUGGUCAUUUAGGCUUGUUGAAAGCAAAAUUAGCAAAAUUGAGACGCGAACUUAUAACUCCAAAAGGAGGUGGUGGUGGUGGAGAACAAGGAUUUGAAGUUGCUAAAACUGGAGAUGCUCGGAUAGGCUUUGUCGGUUUCCCUUCUGUUGGUAAAUCUACGUUAUUAAGUACACUUGCUGGUGUAUACUCUGAAGUUGCAGCAUAUGAGUUUACAACUCUGACUACUGUUCCUGGUUGUAUAAAAUACAAAGGGGCAAAAAUACAGUUAUUGGAUUUACCAGGUAUUAUCGAAGGUGCUAAAGAUGGAAAAGGUCGUGGAAGACAAGUAAUAGCUGUAGCUAGAACUUGUAGUUUAAUUUUUAUUGUUUUGGAUGUGCUUAAACCAUUGGGACAUAAGCGCCUGAUAGAACACGAAUUGGAAGGUUUCGGAUUACGACUUAACAAGCAACCACCUAAUAUUACUUUUAGGAAAAAAGAAAAAGGUGGUGUCAACUUGCAAACCACGUGUGCACAAUCAGAACUUGAUUUAGAGUCAGUCAAGGCCAUACUGGCAGAGUACAGAAUUUACAAUGGAGAUGUAAAUCUACGAUAUAAUGCUACAUCGGACGAUUUGAUUGAUGUCAUUGAAGGAAACCGAGUUUACAUACCAUGUAUUUAUUUGUUGAAUAAAAUCGAUCAAAUAAGUAUAGAAGAAUUGGAUGUUAUAUAUAAAAUACCACAUUGUGUACCUAUCUCUGCUCAUCACAAAUGGAAUUUUGAUGAUUUGUUGGAGAAGAUGUGGGAUUAUUUACAACUCGUUAGAAUUUAUACCAAACCUAAAGGUCAACUACCAGAUUACAAUUCUCCUGUAGUAUUAAACACAGAAAGAAGAACAGUAGAAGAUUUUUGCAAUAAACUUCAUAGAUCAAUAGCAAAGGAAUUCAAAUACGCGUUAGUAUGGGGGUCAUCGGUAAAACAUCAACCACAAAAAGUGGGAAAGGAUCAUGUCUUGUGCGACGAGGAUGUUGUACAAAUAGUAAAAAAAGUGUGAUUUUAUUUUGUGGUAUAUAUAUAUAUAUAUAUAUAUGUGUGUGUGAGUAAAUAUUGAGAAAUAAUAUCGAUUGAAAACAAAAAAAGGACAAGCAAUUCGCGUAUUAUACUUAAUAGCUUAGCAGUAUAAUACUCUUUUUAAACUUGAUUUCACUUUACGAAUAAAGCAAAUAAAGUCAUAAGAUUAGGACGUGGUAGUAGAUUAUAAUAUCUUUCAAAUUAAAAGAAUAAACAGGAAUAUGUACAUAUAGAUACAUAUAUCUUUCGUAAUGAUAGAUGUAUAAGUUGAUGUGGUAAUAUCAAAUGGGAUAAAAAAAAAAAAGAAAAAAAAAUAAUAAUAAAAUAAAAUAAAAUAAAAAAAAAAGAAGCGAGAUUAAUGAAAAUCGUAGUAUUGGGACAAUACUACUAAAAAAUUUAUAAUGGUAUUUUCAAAUUUGUUAGAAUGAAAAAAAGUAAUCCUUAUAUGCAUGAGAUAUAGGAAAAUAACUACCAUUUUCUAACGUAACAUAAUUAUUUUUUUUCAAGUAAUAAUAAAUACUGAUACUCAUAGUGAUACUGCAAAGUCUGCAAAAUCUAAAUUAUAGUACGAAAUAUUACUCUCAUUGAUAUGGUAAGAUCAUUGCAUUACAUCAAUAAUUAUCGUGAGUUAAUAUAAAGACUGCAUUUAAAAUCAGUUUUAAAUUAUAUUUUUAUCUUACAUUUAUAAAAUUGUGGUGAAAUAAACAGUGACAUUUCAUGCUUGUAAAUGUUAUACAGCAAUGAUAAAGAUCUUAUACUGAAAUGUA
This is a messenger RNA of Vespula pensylvanica (western yellowjacket), 2045 nucleotides long. RefSeq names its product GTP-binding protein 128up (gene 128up). Gene Ontology annotation, biological process: cytoplasmic translation. Gene Ontology annotation, molecular function: GTP binding; GTPase activity. The record is from RefSeq and is a predicted model, not a curated record. NCBI's taxonomy places the organism in Eukaryota, Metazoa, Arthropoda, Insecta, Hymenoptera, Vespidae. Gene Ontology annotation, cellular component: cytoplasm. The transcript has 8 exons. Bases 158 to 1261 code for a protein of 367 amino acids.